Molecule: messenger RNA, 10350 nt
Organism: Condylostylus longicornis
Lineage: Eukaryota; Metazoa; Arthropoda; Insecta; Diptera; Dolichopodidae
Product: protein PF3D7_1417600-like
Exons: 6
Biological process (GO): peptidyl-threonine phosphorylation; peptidyl-serine phosphorylation
Cellular component (GO): nucleus
Molecular function (GO): ATP binding; protein serine/threonine/tyrosine kinase activity; protein serine/threonine kinase activity
Source: RefSeq, a predicted model, not a curated record
AAAGAAUACAAAAAACAAAUUUUAAAUGAUCAAAAAGAACAUAAUAAUACGAGUAUAACUAUAAGUAAAUAUAAUAGUUGUUCACAAAAAAAAACACGAAAUUUUGAUAAUACUAUAAAGGAUAAUACUAGUUUAAGUAGCAAUCAUAGCUGUAAUUGUGUUAACGAAGAAUUUAAAUCUACUAAAAAAUCGAUAAAUAAGUCACCAUCGUCGUCUACAUCACCAUCACUAUUUAAUUUGUCUGAACCAUCUGAACCGUGCCGAUUUUCACCACCUUCGAUAAAUCAAAAUGUUAAAUUAAAUUGUACUGAAACAAUUUGUAUCGAUUGUAGUAGUAGUAAAUGUCAUGUUAUUGAAUUAAAUGGUGAUAUUUUAUUUAAAAACUUUGAAAAAUCAACUAAAGAUAUCAAUUUACCAACACACGAUGAUGAAUUAUUUAAAACAAGCACAAAAAAUAGUGAUCAAUUAGUAUCUUAUGAUAAUUUACAAGUAAAUCAACCAGAAUUAAAAGUAGAACAUCACAAAUAUCAUCAUCAGAAACAAUCGAAUAUAAAACAAGAAAUACAAGAUAAAUUAGAUGAAGAAAAAAAUGAAGAUGAAAAAUUGAUUUUUAAUAUAAAUAAAUCGAAUUCAUUUUUUAUUAUUGAUGAAUGUAGUAGUAGCAGUAUUAAUAAUAUUAACGAUUAUAAAUUAAAAGAAUCAUUAUUAACACAAACAACAACAGCAGAAGCGAAAACAGUAAUAGCAAGAACAAAUAAUUCAGUAACAAAAACAACAGAAACAAUUAUAAAACCAAUUAUAAAUAAUAAAAUAAAAACAAUAAAAACGACGACAACGUAUAAAGAAAAAGAUACUUCAUCAACAUCAAUAGCAUCUUCUUCAUCAUCAUCAUCAAUCAAAAUAACAUCACCAUCAAAAUUAACAUCAACAACAUCAAGUUCAUCAUCAUCGUCAUCAUCAUCAUCAAUAUUUAUUGAUUCGGGUAUUAAUGAUGAUCAACAGCAAAAUAAUAAAACAUGUAAACAAUCAUAUAAAAAUUUAUUUAGUUUCAAUAUUUUAAGUGGUAUAUGUGGUAAACGUUCAUCAUUUGUUAGUUUACGUAAAUAUCAUAGUGAUUCAUCGGCAACAGUUGUUACAUCAUCAACAACAUCAUUAUUAUAUAAUAAUAAUAAUAAUAAUAAUAAUAACAAUAACAACAGUAACAAUAACAAUAAUAACAAUAACUUUAAUAAUACUGAUGUUAAUUCAAUAACAACAUUAUCAACAAUUACAACAACAACAACAACAACAUCAACAACAUCAUUAAUAACAUCAAUAUCAUCAGAACCAGUAAUUGUUAAAUCAAGCAUAACAAAGCCUUCACCAAUAGCGGCUAUUAUAACAAAUGAUAAAACUGGUAAUAUUAUAAAUUUAACAAAAUUUCAACAACAACAUCAACGUAAUUUAAAAAAUAAUUCAAACAAUAAUAUUAAUGAUAAUAAUAAAUCAAUAUAUUUUGAUUUAUUUAAUAAUGAUAAAUUAUCAACAUCAUCAAUAUUAUCAGCAGCUGUGUCAUUAACAUCAUUAUCAACAACAUCUGAUGAAAAUGUUAUUGGAAAAUCACUAACAGAUUAUAAAAAUGUUAAUAUAAAACAACCAGUUUUCAUUGAAUCUGAAUCAUUAUUAUCAUCUAAUUCAAAAAAAUAUAAUAAUUGUAUACCAUCAACAAGAAAUCAAUCGUCAUCAUUAACAUCAUUUACAAAAAAUAAAUAUAAUAAUAUUAUUAUUAAUGAUAAUUACAAUGAUAAUGAUAUUUUAGAAAUUGAUGAUAAGGAAAUAAAAACUAUUCUACCAAUAUCAAUUGCACUAAAUAAUUAUAUAAAAGAGCAGAAAAUAGAAGAAAGAAAAUUAAAACAACAGGAACAGGAUAAGGAACGGAAGCCGGAAAAGGAAAAAGAAAAGGAACAAAGAAAACAAAACGAUGACAAUAAUUUCAACAGAAAAAUUAAUACAAAUGGUAAAAAUAAAGAAAUUGAUUUAAUUGAUUACUAUUAUUGUUCAAAACAUCAAACAAUAUUAGGUACUAGUAAUAGUGGUAGUUGUGAUAGUAAUAAUACUUAUAUUAAAAGUGAUAGAUCUCAUGAUUCUAAUAAUAUAAUUAAAUUAAACUAUUGUAGUGAAGAUACUUAUAAUACAAAAGAAUUUAUUAAUAAUAUAAAAAAGAAUGACAAUAUUCAAGAUUUAAUAUUAGAAGAUAAAAAAGAGGAUGAUAAUUUAACUGAUAAUGAAUUUAAAAUUUGUUAUUCUAAAACAAAUCCCUCAAAAAAUUUAGCAGUAGCAAACAAUUAUAAUAAUAAUCAAAACAAAAAUAAUAAUAAUAAUGACAUUAAUAAUGAAAAUCCAAAAAAUAUUCAUGAAGCAAAUAUUAUAAAUAAUAAACCACUAUCAAUUAAAUCAGAAAUAUCUUUAAUAGAUAAUACCAAUGCAGAUGAUGAUAUUAAAGAAUUAAAAAUUAUACCAAAUUUAUUUAAUAGUAAUAAUAAAAUAUCAAAAACAACAACAAAUAAAAUUAAAAUUGAUGAUAACAAUGAUUUUCAACAAAAGUUAAAAAAUACAAAAACAAAAUUACGUAAAACUCAAUCAAAUCGCGAAAAAUCAUUUUCAAACUAUUUAUCAAAAUUACAAACACGUUCAACAUUAUCAUUAUCAUCAAUUUCUUGUAAUGAAUUAAAUCAAGAAAAUUUGAUAUUUAAUAAUUUACAAACAUCAUUGAAUUUCUUAUCAUCAACAUCAUUAAAUCAAUUAAGAGACGAUAAUAAUAUAAUAUUAAACGAUAUUGAUAAAUUACGAAAAACCGCUGCGACAACAUCAACAAUAAUAACAGGAACUACUGUAUCAUCAACAGGAUUAAUCGCAACAACAACAACAUCAAUUGCAAAUUCAACAACUGUACAAAAAAAAUAUAAUUUACUUCACUCUCAUUCAUCUACAUCAUCAUCUUCAACAUCAUUACAUCAUCAUCAUCAUCAUCAUCACCACCAUCAUCAUCACCACUCUCAUUCUCAACAACAUCAACAUCAUCAACAAUUACAUAAUCAACAAUCAUCAACAAAUCAUAUUCAUAAUCAGCAACAACAAUAUUCACCAACGAAAAAUAGAAAAAUUUAUUUAGAUAAUUAUCCAUUAUCAAAAACAGAUUGUGAUUUUAUUGAUUGUAAUAAUUGUAAUAUUAUUAAUGAAAAUAUAAAUGAUAAUGAUUUUGAUGAUUAUGAUGAUUAUAUAUUAGAUGAUAAUAAUUAUGACUCCGAAGAUGACAAAGAUUCUGAAGAUUACGAUGAAUUAUUAGGCGCUGUUGGUGGUACAUCAAUUAAAAAAAUACAAUCUCAAUUAUCAUUAGAUGAUAGCAAUAUACAAAAAUUUCAAAAUCAACAACAAGAACAACAAUAUAAUAAUAUUAAAUCUAAUAAAUUAUCCUUAUCAUCAUCAUUAUUAACGAAAAAUAAUAAAAUUAAAGAUGAAUUAAAAACUGAGAUUGAUCUUGAUACAUUUUUUAAUUCAGCUAUAACUGAUUUUAAUUCAUUAUCAAAUUAUAAUAGUAAUAGCAAUUUAAAUAGUAAAAAUGAUGAUGACUUUAUUGGCGAUAAUAAUGAUUUUGAAGCAAUAUUUUUGCCAUCAAUACAAAUAAUUGCUUUAAAAGCAAAACAACAGCAACAACAGAAACAACAUAAAAAAAAUAAAAAUAUUAUAUGUAAUAGUUAUAGUAAAAAUGAUAAUAAAAAAAAUAUUGAUUUAUUAAAAAUACGUUCAAUAUCAAGUCAAUCAUUGAAUUUAAAAAAUGAUUUAUAUGUAAAUUUAAUUAAAACAAAUUAUAAUAAUGAAAAUAUUAUUAAAAAUAAAAUUGAAAAUUCAGAUAUAGAUGGAAAUGAAUAUAAUAGUGAAAUAAAUGAAUUAAAUAUUGAUUGCAAAACGGGUAAAAAAAUUGAACAAAAAUUAAAAAAUUCUAAAUCACAACAACAACAAAUAUCACGCUCAUUAUCAGAUAGAAGUAUUGUAUGUAAAAAUAAUUAUGAUAAUAGUUUUGUUGAUAAUUCAAUAAUAAUAAAUUCAAAUUUAUGUAAACGUAGUAAAAAUUUUCAAAUAAAUAAAGACAAAGACGAAGAUAAUAAUAUAAUUAAUUAUAAUAAGAAAAUCUCCCCAAUAUUAUCUACAGCAACAACAUCAUCAUCAACAAAAACAUUUGAUAUUUUAUCGUUAUCAUCACCAACAGCAACUACAACAACCAUUUCAAAUUUUAAUAAAAACGAACUGAAUAUUAAUGAUAAAUCAAUUAAUAAUCAAUAUUUAUUAUUUAAUAAUGAUAGUGAUAAUAAUGAUAUAAAAUGUAAUAAAAAAUCUAUACCAAUUAAAUUAAAUUAUAAAUCAGAUGUAUUAAAUAAAUAUUAUGAAAAUGAUGAUAAUAAUAUUAAAAAAAAAUUAUCAUCAACAGUAAAAAAUAAUAUUAAAUAUACUCAACAGCAACAAGUAGAUAUUAAUAAAUUAAAUAAAAAAUUAAAAUAUAAUAAGAAUAAUUCUAGAGAAGAAUUAUUAAAUGAAAUUUUAUAUGAUAACAAUCGUUUAAUUAAUUUAGCGUAUAAUAAUAAAAAAAAAUUAUCUGAAACAAAUUUAUUAUUAUUAUUAGAUGAUGAUGAUGACAAUAAUGAUAAAAUAUUAUAUUCAAAUAAUUUUAAUUCAAUACCAAUUACAUCAACAACAAUAACAUCCAUUGCUAAAACAACAACAACAUCACCAACAAUUAUAUCAUCAGCACUUUCUACAUCAAAUAUAUUAAUAUCAAAUAAUGAUAAAUCAUUAAACAAAACAAAUUCAUUAUCAUUAAAUAAUAAAAAUGAUAUUAAGAAAUUCAAAAAUUUAAAAAGAUUUUCGACAAGUGAUUUAUCUUUAGUUAAUAAUAUAUAUAAUGAAGAUUAUUAUUAUAUUGAAAAUAAUAAUAGUUCUAUUAAUAAUACAAAUAAUAUUUUCAAUAAUAAAACAGAUAAUACAACAAUUUUACAACAAAAAAAAUCAAUUAUUAAUAGAGACAAAAUUGAUGAUUAUACAAAAACUACUACAACAACAACCACAACAUCUAAAACAAUAUUUACAACAUCAUCUUCAGCAACAGCAUCAACAACAACAACAAAUAUUGAAAAAGGAAAACAACCAAUUACAGCAGAUAAAAUUAUUGAUAAAUAUAAUAAACAAAUUGAUGUUCCAUUAUCAUCACCACCAUCAACAUUGUUAUCAUCGUCUUUAUCAGUAUUAUUGCGACCAUCAUCAUCAAAUUUAAUAUCUGCGACAUCAUUAAAUGAAAUAUCAAAUUUAUCAUCAUCUACAUCGUCAAUUUCAUCAUCAAUAAAAAAUAAUUCAAUUAAUGGUAAUUACGUACCAUUAACAAAAACUUUAUUGUUUUCGUCAAAUACUAAAAUUGAUAAUAAUGAAAAUAAUCAGCAACAACAGGAACAACAACAUGUAAAUUAUCAACAAAAACAAUUAAUAUAUCAACAAAAACAAAACAAUAUAUUAUAUAAAAAUAAUAAAUUACCCAUAUGUAAUAUUAAAUCAUUUAGUUUAGAUAAUGAUAUUGAAAGAAAAUGUAAUAAAUUAUGUAAUUAUAAUAAUGAAAUAAUUGAUGAUAACGAAGAUAUUAUUAAAAAUUGGAUUAUAACAACAGAAACAACAACUGCAACAACAGCUGCAAUAACAACAACUACUACUACAUCAAAUAAUAUAUACUUACCAUUAUUAAAAAAUAAUAAUAAAAUAUUAUCAAAUUAUAAUAUAAGUAAUAAGAAAUUUAAAUCAUUAACUAAAACAAAAUCGUUAUCAUAUGAUAAAGAAGAAUAUUGUAACUACAAUAGCAAUAAAAAUGAAUUAAUUAAGAAUGAUAUUAAUAUAGAAUCAAUUCGUAAUAAAGAUUCAAUAUAUGAUAAUAAAUUAAAUAAAAUUAAUUAUGAUGGUGAUAAUUUAAAAAAUUAUAUACCAAAAUUAUUAUACAAUAGCAAUAAUGAAAUAAAUAUAGAAAAAUUACAACAACAAGAAAAUCAAUUGAAAAAUCAACAAUUAUACAUGCAAGAUCAUCAUAACCAUCAUCAUCAUUAUAAUAGUAAUAAGGAUCAACAACAACAACAAGAUCAACAACAACAAAAAAUAAAUAGUAAUAAUAAUAAAUUAGAAGAAAUUAAUUAUAAUUUAAAUAUUUUACAUAAUAAGUAUAAUAAUAUAGAUGCAAGUGAUAAAAAAUUGUUUAAUUUAGAUAAUAUUAAUAAUAAAACAAUUAAAAUAACUAAUAAUAGUAAUAAUAAUAAUAAUAUUAGCGGUAAUAAUAAAAAUAAUAAAAAAAAUUCACAAGACAUUGGUUGUACUGAUACUAAUAAUAAAAUAUUAGAAACACAAUUGACAACAGCAACAACAACAAUUACAAAUACUAAUAAUUGUAACACAGUUAAUAAUUCGAAGAUUAUUACUACUGCUACCACUGCUACAUCAUCUACAACAUCUUUAUUAAUAAAUCAACAACAACCACAACAAGAAAAUCAAAAACAAAUUAAACAACUGCCAAAAACUUUAGAAUUAGAUUAUAUAAAAUUAUUAAAUAAUUCAUCAACAUUAUCAAAUAAAAAUAUUAGUUAUAAUAAUUUAAAUAAUUAUCAAUUAAUCGAAAAAAUGGUUGGUAGUACAACGACCACAAAUCAUAAUUUAAAUGAUCAUCAGCAACAUCAGCAACGUCUCCAACAAAAUUUACAACCACAACAACAACAAUCACAGUCUCAUCAUCAUCAUUCCCAUUCACAUCAUCAUCAUGACCAUACAAUGACUAAUAAUAGUAGUAGCAGUAAUAGCAGUGGAGGUGGUAAUUCUACAACAAUUGGUGGUAGUGGUGGUGGUGGUGCUAGUAUAGGAAUUGGUAAUACCAGUAUUUGUUCUUCUUCUAUUAUUAAUCAGCAACAACAACCACAAUCACAACAGCAACAACAUUAUACUCAACAUCAAACUAGUACUGGACAAAAUUUUAAUUCUUCACAAUUAGUUACAAUGCCUGGAAAUAGUAAUGUAUCAAAUACAACAAAUGGAACUUCAAUGUCAGCAAAUAAUCAGCAAUUACAGCAGCCUCAACAACAACAAAAACAUUUAUCAAAUUCGAUGAUAUUAACUAAUACAUCAUCAACAAAUUUAACAACAUCUAUAGUUAAUUCGUCUUCUCUAGCUAAUUCAUCUAGUACAUCGGCUGUUGUAACAACGUCAUCUACAUCAUCUUUAAAUGCUUGUGAUACUUUACAACAACAACAGCAACAACAGCAAUCAAAAAGUUUAGUACGUGUCGAUAACACAAAUUAUUCCUUUCAUGAACAAAUUAUAAUGUCCGGUCAACAAAAAAGUGCAUUACAAGAAAAACCAAAACCAUUAGUUGUAUCACCACAACAAGUGAUGGUAUUAUAUUUACAUAAAUUAACACCAUAUGAAAGAAAUGAAAUUUUAACGUAUCCACGUAUAUAUUUUAUUGGUGCAAAUGCUAAAAAACGUCCGGGUAUAUUUGGACCAAAUAAUUCGGAUUAUGAUAAUGAACAAGGUUCAUAUAUACAUAUACCACAUGAUCAUGUUGCUUACCGUUACGAAGUAUUAAAAAUAAUUGGUAAAGGUAGUUUUGGUCAAGUUGUUAAAGCAUAUGAUCAUAAAACACAUGAACAUGUAGCAUUAAAAAUGGUUAGAAAUGAAAAAAGAUUUCAUAGACAAGCACAAGAAGAAAUUCGUAUAUUACAUCAUUUAAGAAAACAAGAUAAAUAUAAUACAAUGAAUAUAAUUCAUAUGUAUGAUUAUUUUACAUUUCGUAACCAUAUGUGUAUAACAUUUGAAUUAUUAAAUAUUAAUUUAUAUGAAUUAAUAAAAAAAAAUGGUUUUAAUGGUUUUAGUUUACAAUUGGUUAGAAAAUUUGCUCAUUCUUUAUUACAAUGUUUGGAUGCGUUAUAUAAAAAUAAAAUAAUUCAUUGUGAUAUGAAACCUGAAAAUGUUUUAUUAAAACAACAAGGAAGAUCUGGAAUAAAAGUCAUUGAUUUUGGUUCAUCUUGUUAUGAGAAUCAGCGUGUGUAUACGUAUAUUCAGUCAAGAUUUUAUCGUGCACCUGAAGUUAUACUUGGCGCAAAAUAUGGUAUGCCAAUAGAUAUGUGGUCAUUAGGUUGCAUAUUAGCUGAAUUAUUAUCUGGUCAUGCAUUAUUCCCUGGUGAGGACGAAGCUGAUCAGUUAGCAUGUAUUAUAGAAGUAUUAGGAAUGCCACCAAAAAAUUUAUUAUCCAACUCAAAGAGAGCAAAAAAUUUCUUUAAUGCAAAGGGUUAUCCACGUUAUUGUAUAGCAACAACUUUAGAUGACGGUAAAGUAAUUUUAAGUGGUGGUCAAUCAAGACGUGGUAAACCAAGGGGCCCUCCUGGUUCAAAAAACAUUAUAAAAGCAUUAGACGGAUGUAAAGAUCCAUUAUUUUUAAAUUUUAUGAUUAGCUGUUUAGAGUGGGAUCCAGAAAAGCGAAUGACACCGUGUGCUGCUUUAAAACAUCCAUGGUUAAGGAGAAGAUUACCAAGGCCACCAAAUGGAGAGCAGUCAACAUCAUCAACAACACCAGGCUCCGGGGGCGGCGGUGGUACAAACGGUGGUGAUGGAAGUAGUGGUUGCGGUGGGGCUGGUGGCGGAGGUGGAAGUAAUAGCGGUGGUUGUGAUGUUAGUAAUAUUGGAUGUGGUAGUAGUAGUGGAACAGCUGCAAUUGGUGGUUCGACUAGUAAUAUAAAAAAUAGUAAUAGUAGUACAGCAGUUAUAAAAAAUAGUCAUACCAUAUUAGAAAAUAAUGGUGCUACAGACGUGACAAUAGUUGGCAGUAUUUCCAAUAAUAUAUCAAAUACUGAUACGUUUGAUCGUUGGGCAACUGGAAAAACAUCACGGUCAUCAAGAAGUAGCUCAUCAAAAACAAAUUGUAAUUCAGUGAACGCACAACAACAGCAUAUAUUAGUAAAUGGUGGAGGAAAUAGUUAUAUUCAACAAACGGCUAGUGGGGCAAAUUCAGAUAGCACGUGUGGUAGUUCAUUGUCUAGUAAUUUAAUUGGUAGCUUAAAUCAUCAUCACCAAACUCCAACUUCAAAUAAUAAACACCCGCAAAUUCAUGUAGCUUCAAUGUCAAAUGGUGUACAUUGUAUUAGCAGUCAAUCAUCAUCUGCUGGUUCAGCAUCUCGUCAUCAUCAUCAUCAUCAUCAUUUUCAUCAUCACCAUCACCAUCAUCAUUCAGCUACACAACAACAGCAACAACAUCAGCAACAACAACAGCAACAACAACAACAGCAACAAACGGGUAUAACUAUUGCUUUACCAUCUUCAUUAUCAGCUUCAUCAUCUCUAUUAUCAUCACCAUCAUUAUCAUCUAUUCCAAAUGUUUCGACAAUUAUAACGACAACAUCAACAACAUCCGCACUAUCAUCGUCUAUUGUGAAUUCAACAUCAACAAUAAUAAAUAAUUCAAUUAUAACAAUACCAUUACAUUUAGCAAAUUACAGUAAUAAUAUUAGCAGUCAUAAUCACCAUCAUUGUGGUAGUAUAACAGAUUCACAUUGCAAUCAAAUAAUAACAGCUACAUCAACAUCGACCACAACAUCAUCAACAGUAGUAACAACAACAAAUAAUUGUAAUUGUAGUAAUAAUUUACUAUUACAUCAUAAUAAUACAUUAUCAUCUACAUCAUUAAAUACUGCACCAAUAAUAGCAUUUAACUCAAAUAAUAUUAAUAAUAGUAGUAAUAUUUCAAAAUUGAUUUCAACAACAAUUGCAUCAACUAUAAUAACACCAUUAACAAUGUCAACAAUUACAACAGCAGUAGUAGCAGCACCAACAACAUCAUCAAUAACAUCUAUAACAAAAAAUUUACAUAAUAAUCAAAUUUCAUCAAUUAAAAACCAAACAUUAGAUUCAACAUCAUUACAAAGUUUUUUACAUCAUCAUCAUCAAUUGUUGACGGAUAAUAAUACAUCAUCAUCAUUAAAUAAAUAUAGUAAUCAUCAUCAUCAACAACAAUAUAACAGUCAUCAAGCAGGUGGUAAUUUAAUAGAUCCAACACAUACAACACCAGCAACUAUUCUUACCUUAGAAAACGGUAUAGCAACUAUAAAUACAAUAGGAACAAAUUCUACAGCAGCAGUAGUAACAUCAGGUGUAAUAUCAGAUGAUAGUACAGCAACAUCAACUUUAUCAAAUGGAUCAAAAAAUAUGGAUAAUUUAGUAAUGUUGUCAAACAAUGAAAUGCACUUAAUAAAUCAUGACGAUAAUUCAAUAUUAUUAAAAUCCAAACAUACGUAGCUAUAUAUA